UUGCAUGAAAUUGAAUAUAGCGGGGAAUGAUAGGGACCUUCCCAACCACUCCCAAUUUAUAAUUCCUCCCCAUACCACACCCACAGGCCGCAGUACUACGUAAGCUUUGCAGAUACUAUAUACUCCCUACUACUAUACUAGUAGUAGUAGUAGUAGUAUAUAUAGAAGAACUCAUCAAGUGAACAGAUCAUUCGAAAGAAGAAGAAGAGGAAAUGGGUGAUAGGAAAAGAGAGCCGUUGAUGAAGAAAUAUGAAGAAGAGUAUGAAUAUUAUGAGGAUUGUCCAGGUUGCAAAGUUGAGCAGCUUAAACGCUCCGACGCCGGCGUCCCUUUUAAACCUGUCUUCUUCAUCUCCGUCGUCACUCUCUGCGCCUCUUUGCCGAUAUCAUCUCUCUUCCCUUUCCUCUAUUUUAUGGUCAGAGAUUUUCACAUUGCAGAAAGGGAGGAAGAUAUAAGUUAUUAUGCCGGAUAUUUAGGUUCUUCAUUCAUGUUGGGAAGAGCUUUGACUUCUAUUCUUUGGGGAAUAAUUGCUGAUCGUUAUGGUCGAAAGCCAGUUGUUGUGAUUGGCACAAUUACAGUGGUUAUAUUCAACGCGCUCUUUGGCCUUAGUACCAACUUUUGGAUGGCUAUAGUUACAAGGUUCCUUAUAGGCAGUUUGUGCGGAAUAAUUGGCACAAUGCGUGCUUAUGCUUCUGAGAUUUGCCGAAAAGAAUACCAUGCUCUGGGGAUAUCUGCUGUAAGCACGGCAUGGGGGUUAGGCUUGGUGAUUGGUCCUGCUAUUGGAGGUUAUCUUGCACAGCCUGCAGAAAAGUAUCCCACCGUAUUUUCCAAAGAAUCCUUUUUUGGGAGAUUCCCAUAUUUUUUACCUUGCCUUAUGAUAUCAGUCUUUGCAUUAGCUGCAACAGUAAUGUCCUUUUGGCUUCCGGAGACACUGCAUAAGCAUAACAGAAUAAAAAAAGAGCAAAAUAAUAUUCAUGCAGUUGCAGAAGGAGCUCAAAAUGGUUUAGAUGUGUCUGAGAGCAUGGAGCAUUCUGAACGCAGAGCCCCGAAUUCUAAACAAAACCUUCUGAAGAAUUGGCCCUUAGUGUCUUCUAUUAUUGUCUACUGUGUAUUCCAGCUCCAUGAUAUUGCCUAUUUGGAGAUAUUUUCACUUUGGGCUGUCAGUCCAAGGACCCUUGGGGGUUUAAGCUUUACGACUGCUGAUGUUGGACAAGUUCUCGCCAUCACAGGCCUUGGUUUGCUACUCUUUCAGCUGCUUGUUUAUCCACUGGUGGAAAGGAUUACUGGGCCUGUCAUGAUUUCUCGGGUUGGCGCAGUUUUAAGCAUACCAUUGUUGGCAAGCUACCCAUAUAUAGCUUUAUUAACUGGUGUUGGCCUCUCCAUAGCGCUCAACUGUGCAUCUAUGUUAAAAAAUAUUCUCUCCGUAUCAAUUACAACUGGCUUACUAAUCAUGCAGAAUAGAGCUGUGUCCCAGGAGCAAAGAGGAGCUGCAAAUGGAAUUUCAAUGUCCUCAAUGUCUCUUUUCAAGACAAUUGGCCCAGCAGCCGGGGGCUCAUUAUUGUCCUGGUCACAAUGGCGUCAAGACGCUGAUAUUCUGCCAGGUGAUCAGUUGGUUUUCUUUGUUCUCAACAUCAUUGAGUUGCUCGGCCUACUUCUGACCUUCAGAUUCUUUCUGAAAGAACCUGAAGACAGCGAUAUUCCUAAUUCAAAACACGACUCUUUGGAUCAAGAAAAUGGAAUACAAGAGAGGCUCGUGUUAACGGAAUUACCCUGAAGUACCAAAAGUAAAAAGUUCAGAUCAGAAGUGAAAAGUCAAUCGCCAGCACAAUAUGCUGCAGAAGUACAAGUGCAUGACUUUCAAAAUAGCAUAUCACUUCAAAGAGUUGAACUAAAGCUGGUUAAAAAUUCUCCGGAUAAUUGAUUGUAAACCUUCAUCUCCAUAUCACAGAUUUAUGUAUGCCAUGAAAAGGGAAAGAUGCAAUUUUUAGGUGUAUCUUAGAGAAUAAAUGAAUGUUUGAGCCUCAUGAAUUAUGUAUAGUUGCUUGGCAAUUUGGUACGUCAUAUAAUACAAAAUCAGGUGAAAAGAAGUGGAUUUGCGGAAA
Lycium barbarum (goji berry) is the source of this 2100-nucleotide messenger RNA. Its product is annotated as protein ZINC INDUCED FACILITATOR-LIKE 1-like. The record is from RefSeq and is a predicted model, not a curated record. Lineage: Eukaryota; Viridiplantae; Streptophyta; Magnoliopsida; Solanales; Solanaceae. Gene Ontology annotation, molecular function: transmembrane transporter activity. The transcript is spliced from 17 exons. Gene Ontology annotation, biological process: transmembrane transport. The coding region runs from base 213 to 1772 and encodes 519 amino acids.